Dreissena polymorpha is the source of this 4919-nucleotide messenger RNA. RefSeq names its product MKI67 FHA domain-interacting nucleolar phosphoprotein-like. NCBI's taxonomy places the organism in Eukaryota, Metazoa, Mollusca, Bivalvia, Myida, Dreissenidae. Gene Ontology annotation, cellular component: nucleolus. Bases 40 to 1266 code for a protein of 408 amino acids. The transcript is spliced from 5 exons. Gene Ontology annotation, molecular function: RNA binding. Gene Ontology annotation, biological process: maturation of LSU-rRNA from tricistronic rRNA transcript (SSU-rRNA, 5.8S rRNA, LSU-rRNA). The record is from RefSeq and is a predicted model, not a curated record.
CAAGCAUUUGAGACAUAGACGGGUUUUCAAAACAACAAAAUGGAAGCAAGUGAAAAACGUGGAACACCACCUAAUGUUGCCUUAUCGCAAACAAAUCGGAAAAAGUUUAACCAAAAGGUUAUGAAGAUCAAAAGAAAAAAGUUUGUGCCUGAAGAAGGCAUGAAAGGCGUUGUGUACAUUUCCCACCUUCCUUGGGGCUUUGAAGAGCAGCCGAUGAGGGAAUACUUCAAACAAUUUGGUGCAAUAAAGAAACUCAGAAUAUCCAGAAGUAAAAAGACUGGUAACAGUAAGGGGUAUGCUUACAUCCAGUUUGCACAUGAUGCAGUGGCCAAGAUAGUGGCUGAGUCGAUGAACAACUACCUGAUGUUUGGUAAACUCAUUAAAUGUAAGCAUCUAGAGAAGCCCCACCCUGAGACGUUCAAGAACGCUGACCGGCCGUUCCGUCCUCACCUGACCCAAGUCAAGGCAAUCCGACAGAGGAACCAGUCCAAAUCAGAGGAAGUGCUGAUAUGCAACAAGAAGAAGACAAUGUCAAGGUUCAGGAAGAAACUUGUACAACUGGCUGAGACGGGCAUUGAGUACAGGCUAGAAGGAAUGGAUGUCAGAAUUCCUGUAAAGACCACAGAGGUGUCGGAGAAAAGAAAGGCGAAUGAUGAGUGGACAGAGAUGGCGUGCAAGGUUAAGAGAGGUCGCAAGUCAGAGGGAACUACAGAUAGUCCCAUAGGGGAACCAGCUAGCAAAUUGGAGGGAACCAUCGAUAGCACAAAAGAGGAACCAUCAAAUAAAACCCCAAAUAAGGUCGAGAAAGUGCGCAAGUCGCUGGGAGCCACAAAUAAACCAACAGAGGAACCACAGAGUAAAUCAGGUAGCACAUUGGAGGGAAGCGUGAAUAGAAAGGACAAAGAACCGUCGAAUAAAACCCCAAACAAAACCCCACAGAAAACGCCCAACCAACGGAAGACUCCGUCUGUUCUUCCAAAGACUGUAGAAACUCCUUCAGGAAAGAUGAAUGUCCUGAUAGAAGACAGUAGUGAGGACGAGAUAUCGUUUAAAACACCACCACUGACCGUUAAGUCGUCAAAACUUACAUUGGUUGAAGUGACUGAUGACUCCGAAUGUACGCCUUCUACCCCUCACCAAAAGACUGCUAGACACACUAAAGCAGCACAAAACAUGGGCACAACGCCUUCUGGUAUGCAAACCAGGUCGGCAAAGAAAUCUUCGCUUAAAACAACGCUAGCUUCGCAGAAGAAAAAAAAGAUUUAACUCUGAAAUUAUGAUGUUAUUAAAUGAAAUUUGUCUGAUGUACAAAAGCUUCAGAAAAUCAUCAUGCUUCAACUGUUAUGCAAUUGUUUUAUUGAUAAAUGCAGUGUAUAAUUUCCUGAUGCGAGUUGAAUUUUAAUGUUAAGACCCUUAUGCAAAUGCAGCCAAACAUAUUUAGAAGAUAUUGCGUGGAUAUAAAAGUGUUCAUUGGCUAGUGUAAGUCAAUGUUGUAGGAGAUGAUAAUUUUCUGCAUUCUGUGUAAACAAGGCUUAAUUCAUGUGUGUUAGGUGUCAUCCCAGAUUAGCCUGUGCAGUUUGCACAGGCUUAUCAGAGACAAAACUUUCCGUCUUUACAGUAUUAUUUGCUAUGAAGAGACUUUUAUAAACAGAAAAUAUAAAAAAAAGCAGAAAGUGUCAUCCCUGAUUAGCCUGUGCAGUUUGCACAGGCUUAUCAGAGACAAAACUUUCCGUCUUUACAGUAUUAUUUGCUAUGAAGAGACUUAUAAACAGAAAAUAUAAAAAAAGCAGAAAGUGUGCAGUCCACACAGGCUAAUCUGGGAUGGCACUUUCGCACAUGCAUUAAACCCCUUUUUCUUAAUUCAUGUGUGUUAAGUGUCAUCCCAGAUUAGCCUGUACAGUGUGCAUAGGCUUAUCAGAGACCAAACUUUCUGUCUACACUUGAAUUUUAUUUAGAAGAGUCCCACUUAAAAUAAAAAAAUAUCAUACUUGAUAGAAACAGAUUUGUCCCUGAUUAGUCUGUGCAGGUUGAUCUGGGAAGACACUCGCUCGUGCAUUAAGGCCAUGUUUCCCAGAAUGGGGCCGAUUUUAAUUACUUUGUAGAUGGUUCACAUGCCUGUAUAUUUCCAUGGUGGAAAUGUGUAAUAACUGUCUAGGCAUGGUUGUUUGAUGUAUGAGAAAAUUAAUGUAAACAAACAAAAUCUUGUUACACUUUCAUAAUGCUUUUUCACAAAAGAUUCAUACAUUCAUGACUAUGGGCAACAAGUAAAGAGGAUAAAAUAAACAACCAAAAUAUUUAUUGUAAGAUUUCUCAUUUAAGUAACGACAAAAUAAACAUAAGAACGUACAGAAAUAAAUAAACAAGUAAUAUAUGUAUAUGAAACGCGUAUAAUUUAUAGCUUGAUCAAAUCCCUGCAUUCAUAACGGUUAUUAACCAACCACUAAAAUAUGUUUAUACCUAGAAAAUAGGCAUUCAAUCAAAAUUGUCAAGUUUCACUUGAUGAUAGGCUAGCCCCGUGGUUCAAUAAUUUUACCGUUGCUAUUUUUACUUUUUUGAAUUAAAAGCCGGAUCUUACUGUUUAGCUCACCUGAUUGCUCAGGUGAGCUUUUGUGACCGGUCUUCGUCCGUCGUAUGUCCGUCCGUCCGUUAAUAUUUGCUCGUAAACACUCUAGAGGCCACAUUUCUUGUCCCAUCUUCAUGAAACUUGGUCAGAAGCUUUGUCCUAAUGAAAUCUCGGCCGAGUUCGAAACUGGGUUGUGUCGGGUCAAAAACAAGGUCACUAGGUCAAAAAAAGAAAAACCUUGUAAACACUGUAGAAGUCACAUUUGAUGCCCAUUCUUCAUGUAAGUUUGUCAAAAUGUUCGUCUUAAUGAUAUCUUGGUUGAGUUCAAAAGUGGUUCCGAUCCGUUGAAAAACAUGGCCACCAGUGGGCGGGGCAUUUUUCCGUUUUUGGCUAUAGAGAAACCUUGUAAACACUCUAGAAGUCACAAUUUUUACUUGAUCAUCAUGAAAGUAGGUCAAAACAUUGGUUCAAUUGAUGUCUCGGACGAGUUCGAAAAUGGUCGAGAUCGGUGAAAAAACAUUGCCGCCAGUGGGCGGGGCAUUUUUCUCUAUAUGUACAUAAUGGCAUUUUUCCCUAGUUGGCUAUAGAGAAACUUUGUAAACACUCUAGAAGUCACAAUUUUUGCCCAAUCAUCAUGAAAGUUGGUCAAAACAUUGUUUUUUUUAUAUCUCGGACGAGUUUUAAAAUGGUGGGGAACUGGGGAUCGGUGAAAAAACAUGGCCGCCAGCGGGCAGGGCAUUUUUCUCUAUAUGUAUAUAGUGAAAACAUGUGAACACAGUAGAAGUCACAUUUUUGGCCCAGUUUUCAUGAAAUUUGCUCAGAACAUUUGUUUCCUUGAUACGAGAGUUGAGUUUAAAAAUGGUUCCGUUCAGUUGAAUAACAUGGCUGCUGGGAGGGGGGCAGUUUUCUCAUUAUGCCCCCCCCCCCCCUUUCAAAGAAGAUGGGGUAUAUUGUUUUGCUCAUGUCGGUCCGUCCGUCCACCAGAUGGUUUCCGGAUGAUAACUCAAGAGCGCUUAUGCCAAGGAUCAUGCAACUUCAUAAGUACAUUGAACAUGACUCGCAGAUGACCCCUAUUGAUGUUCAGGUCACUAGGUCAAAGGUCAAGGUCACGAUGACCGGAAAUAGUAAAAUGGUUUCCGGAUGUUAUCUCAAGAACACUUAUUCCGAGGAUCAUGAAACUUCAUAGAUACAUUGAUCAUGACUGGCAGAUAACCCCUAUUGAUUUUCAGGUCACUAGGUCAAAGGUCAAGGUCACGAUGACCCUAAAAAGUAAAAUGGUUUCUGGAUGAUAACUAAAGAACGCUUUGGCCUAGGAUCAUGAAACUUCAUAGGUACAUUGAUCAUAACUCUUAGAUGACCCCUAUUGAUUUUCAGGUCACUAGGUCAAAGGUCAAGGCCACAAUGAACCGAAAUAGUAAAAUGGUUUACGGAUGACAACUCAAGAACGCUUAGGCCUAGGAUCAUGAAACUUCAUAGGUACAUUGAUCAUGACUCGUAGAUGACCCCUAUUGAUUUUCAGGUCAAAGGUCAAGGUCAUGGUGACCCGAUAUAGUAAAAUGGUUUCCAGAUGAUAACUCAAGAACGCUUAUGUCUAGGAUCAUGAAACUUCAAAGGUACAUUGAUCAUGACUCGAAGAUGACCUCUAUUGAUUUUCAGGUCACUAGGUCAAAGGUCAAGGUCAUGGUGACCUGAAAUAGUAAAAUGGUUUCUGGAUGAUAACUCAAGAACGAUUAGGCUUAGGAUCAUGAAACUUCAAAGGUGCAAUGAUCAUGACUCGCAGAUGACUUCUAUUGAUUUUCAGGUCACUAGGUCAAAGGUCAAGGUCACGGUGACCUGAAAUAGAAAGAUGGUUUCUGGAUGAUAACUCAAGAAUGCUUAUGCCUAGGUUCAUGAAACUUCAUAGGUAUAUUGAUCAUGACUCGCAGAUGACCCCUAUUGAUUAUCAGGUCACUAGGUCAAAGGUCAAGGUCACAGUGCCAAAAAACGUAUUCACACAAUGGCUGUCAAGGUCACGGUGACUCGACUUAGAAAAAUGGUUUCCGGAUGAUAACUCAAGAAUGCUUACGCUUAGGAUCAUGAAACUUCAUAGGUACAUUGAUCAUGACUUGCAGAUAAAAUAAUGAUGAAACUUGACCAGGAUGUUUGUCUGGACAAUAUGUAUGUCAAGUUUGACAUUUGGAAAAGAAUGAAUGAACUGACUCAUCUCAGGUGAGGCGAACAAUAGCCAUCUUGGCCCUCUUGUUCACAUUAACUACAAACGUUUUAUAAACAUUAUUAAUACAUAAAUGAUGAUUAUCUGUGUUUUCAUGUUCAAUGUAAAUGUGGUUUUCUUUGAUUAAAAUUGGUGUGAAUGCUA